AUGUUCCUCACCAUGGUUCUUCUGAGGAAAGGCAUUCCUGGAAAGCAGUGGAUUGGGAAGUACCGGCGUCCCAGGGCCAUCACGUGGCAGAUGAAGCGCAACAUGAUUGUGCAUUUGGAGCGUGAGGCAGAAAACGAGUACUGGAUCAGCCGGCCAUACAUGACACCCGAGCAGGAAUGUGGCCAUGCUGCGGAACGCCGUGCCCAGUCUUGGUCCAAAAUCAAGGAGAACAAAUUUGUCAAGUUCCCAGAGCACAAGUACAUAGCAGACCACCUCAGUCACCUCAACACAACCAAGACUUGGUCCAGUUAGUGAGAAGAUGCAUUGACUGUGGUCAUUUUGGAACUUUCUGUGGAGUUAUUUAAACUUUCAUGGUCAUGUUUGUAUAUUAUUUGUGAUCUUGAUAAAGUUUUGUCGAUAAACUUUA
Molecule: messenger RNA, 427 nt
Organism: Hypomesus transpacificus
Lineage: Eukaryota; Metazoa; Chordata; Actinopteri; Osmeriformes; Osmeridae
Gene: mrpl57
Product: mitochondrial ribosomal protein L57
Exons: 1
Coding region: 1-312 (103 amino acids)
Biological process (GO): mitochondrial translation
Cellular component (GO): mitochondrial ribosome
Molecular function (GO): structural constituent of ribosome
Source: RefSeq, a predicted model, not a curated record